Scatophagus argus is the source of this 2902-nucleotide messenger RNA. It is a transcript of the gene loxl5b, whose product is annotated as lysyl oxidase-like 5b. NCBI's taxonomy places the organism in Eukaryota, Metazoa, Chordata, Actinopteri, Scatophagidae. The transcript is spliced from 7 exons. Gene Ontology annotation, molecular function: protein-lysine 6-oxidase activity; copper ion binding. The record is from RefSeq and is a predicted model, not a curated record. Gene Ontology annotation, biological process: peptidyl-lysine oxidation. Bases 387 to 1907 code for a protein of 506 amino acids.
AAUGCUUCUUGAAAAUAACCAGACUGAAUGGUAACAUUUCGAUGACUUCAGUUCGCACAUGUACGUAAAGUUUACGAAGCAAACGUCCUUGUCUAAGUCUUGUGUAACAGAACUUAACCACGGCAAGGCAGGGGUUAAGUUUUCUUGCUAGAAAGUAACAAGGCUGAAUUCGAUAAAUGACCAAAAAAACGGGCCCGAGCCCUCCUCUCCACUUGUCAGUCCUCCUGAGAACUGAUAUGUGGCUCUGCGUGAAAACUGGAAGUGUGAGUGCGCACUCCUGCUUUUCAUCCACUUCCCACACAGCAACAUCUGUGCGCGCUAUUCAUCUCAUGAUCUGAUUUGUCACCGGCUUACAGGAGGGAAUUAUUUUUUCUAGCUUUGCUGCCAUGGCAAAAUGGUCACUUUUAUUCUUAUGCUUUUUCCAAGGACUGCUUCCCCUCAUCUGUGGGCAGCAGCAGCAGCGCACAGCUGGCCCCUGGCGGCACCGGAUUCAGUGGGAGAACAACGGGCAGGUUUAUAGUUUAAUGAGCACUGGAUUAGAGUACCAGGCUCCGGUUCGGUCCAGAAGUCAGUCGAGAGUUUAUGUGACCAGCAGGAGAGAUGGGACCAGAAGCCAAAUACUAGGAGCGCACAGAGCAGCGACGCCUGUAAGACCUGGACCAGCCGAGUCCAGACAGUUUAGAACUGAUCACGCUGUAGAACCAGCAUCUAAUGCGCCAGGACGCGCUGUUAGACAGCACGCGUCUUUCAAUGGUCGUGCGUCAGGGACCAGACAGCAGCUUGAGCGUCCUUACGGAACAGGAGCUGCAGGUUAUCCAGACGCACGACGUUUGAACCCCGAACACACCAACACUAUCAACGCCUCAGCCCCGGGGGGGUAUAUAGAUUCUCCAGGCAGAAGAAGAGACGUCAGCGUGGAUGCCACUGCACUGCACGCCAGGAGAGGAGAACCAGGGCAAGGUGCGCAAUACCAAGAGUUACGUGCGGUGCCAGAGGACAUGUCUGUCUCCAGGCAGCCUGCACAGGCGGAUCACUCCAUCUCAGAUUAUUCCAGAACUCUGGAAAGGCAAUCUGAAGCUCUUGCUCCAUUCCCUGCACCCAGUGAGGAUGGUUCAAAUGAGGCAGUCGGUAAUGGAGAGGAGAUGGUUAACGAUGACCCUCGAAAUCCGUUUAAAAACCACAGGAAUUCUGUUUUCUACAACACCUAUCCUUCAGGAGGGAGGUCAGUAGCCCGCACGCGCCGUCCACCUGGCGCAGGACAUGGAACAAGAUAUUUUCAAAAUGGCCUGCCAGACCUUGUGCCAGACCCAUAUGCCAUCCAAGCAGGUGCUUACGUCCAGCGUAUGCAGAUGUAUGCGCUCCGCUGUGCCGCUGAGGAGAACUGUCUCGCCAGGUCGGCUUACGGACCCGCUGUGAGAGACAUCGACUUUAGAGUCCUGCUGCGGUUCCCCCAGAAAGUGAAGAACCAAGGCACCGCUGACUUCCUUCCUGUCAAGCCAAGAUAUCAGUGGGACUGGCACAGCUGUCACCAGCACUACCACAGCAUGGACGCCUUCAGUAACUACGACCUGCUGGACGUCGUCACUGGACGUAAAGUGGCCGAGGGACACAAGGCCAGUUUCUGCCUGGAGGACACAGGCUGUGACCCCGGGUUCAGGCGACGCUAUGCCUGCACGUCUCACACACAGGGACUGAGCCCUGGAUGCCAUGACAUCUACGCUGCCAACAUCGACUGUCAGUGGAUUGACAUCACUGAUGUACCUCCAGGAAACUACAUUUUGAAGGUUACUGUCAAUCCCAAUUUCCACGUCCUGGAAUCAGACUUCACCAACAACAUAGUGAGAUGUGAUAUCAUAUAUACAGGAGUUUAUGUCCAGACACGCCACUGUCGAGUGACAAGAGGUUGAAAUCUUCCUGACUGAGAGCUUUCUGCAGGAGUUAUGCAGCGAACAUCUCACCCUGAUCUGUACAGCAGCAUCGACUCUAUGACGAACAAAAAGUGCAGUUGGUUAAAGUGUUUCAUUACAACUGCAGACUGCACAGUCCUGCGCUGCAUUUACUAGACAUAAAUGCAAACGUUUACAUAAAUUUUGUACAUUAAACUGGUAAAACCAUCAGAUUUACUGUGCCAUGAUUCAUAACAAAAAGAUACAAGUACUGUGUUCAUAUACAUUUAAUUCAUGAAUGCUGGUUUACUGCUUGAAAUGUGCCUCUUGUUGUCUUUGUCUUGUUUUUCCUGCCCUGUGUUAUUGUUGUGUUUGCAUCAUUAGUUUUUACGGAUUUAUUUUAAAGGUAAAAUAUUGGGGUUUUUUAUGUGUAAUUUUUUUGCUACUGUCCACAAAUCUUACGAAAACACCAAAAUCAUCAGCAUGUUAGUUUGCCUCUCAAUACUUUCCUAAUUCCCUACCCAUUCUGGGGCACCCAGUACCACGCCCAUUUGGUUGCUACUGAAGACAUAAAACUUCAAAAUCAGGUCACAGAUGUAUUGUUUCAUUUUUAAAAGGACUAAUUUGCCCAUCGUUUUUGGACAUCAGUGGGGCACAGAGGAAUAAAAUAUGUGUGACCCUGGGUACACAGACACCACAUGUUAGUGGUAUGAACCCAUCGCUGGUGUUGGUCCGUUUAAUGGGAUUUGUUGACAGCAAGAAAAAUAGAGAAUAUCGCCUGACUUACCCUUUAAACACUUGGUGGUCACUUUAGCUAACUGCAAAUACCGUAUUUUAUUAUAAUUAGUAGUGUAUAUGUUGGAGUGUUUUGCUUGUUGAAUGUGCGCUUGUGUAUAACUGAGUGAAUGAAAAAUGUGGAAAACUGUAAUGUAAAACUGUUCAUUCUGCUAAAACAUUGAAAACUUGUUAUGUUCUGUUGGUAUUUUGGAUUUAACGCAAUAAAGAUGGUGAGGAGA